AUGCACUAGUUCUCCAAUGAUUAAUCGCUUCUCAUAAAUAGCAUUAAUUAAUUGAUCUAUUCUCAUUUAAUCUUUUCCUCUCUCCACCUAAACACCUCAUUCUCUCUUCACUCUACAUACUUUACACCCCUCUUUUUGAUCCCAGAAGGUCUUCCUGUAGGGACCGGGACUCGUUGCCUUCUCGUGUAAUUAUUCACCAUUAUUUAGGCCAACCCCAAACAAAGUCAUACUACAAACCCUAAAAGGCCAACCCCUCCUCCUUCUAUUUCAAAAUAUUUGUUCCCCUCUCUUCAAUUUACUUUGAGGAUCCCCCUAUGUCAGAAUAUUCUAUAAGGGUCAAUUAAAAGAAGGUAUUUGGGGAUCAAACGGUCUACCUACCAAGCCAGAAAAGGUUUUGUCAUAUAAAUUUCCUAGUAAGCAAGCCAAAAAAAAGGUGUGUGGUUAGGAAAGUCUUCUGGAAUUCACAGCAGGGAUCUUUUGCCCUUUGUAUAAAAUUAGAGAGGUAUAACAUAGUGAUUUCAAAUAUGUUACCUUUAAAAAAUUUAAAAUAUAGUAAUUGCAAGUCUAAAUUGUUGAAGACCUUAUAUUUCUGUUAAAUAAAAUAAUUAUGGAUUUUAGCGAUGAUUAAUAAAACAACUCAUUAUAAUUAGAUAAGGAUGUCCUUUAAACAUCAUUUUUGUUGAUUUUAAAACACCUUAACUUAUAUAAUUAAAUUUUCAUCAUGGAAGUGGAAUGCAUUUUUCAUUGUAUCUAAAAAAAGUGA
Molecule: messenger RNA, 763 nt
Organism: Paramecium octaurelia
Lineage: Eukaryota; Ciliophora; Oligohymenophorea; Peniculida; Parameciidae
Source: the annotation of a GenBank genome assembly